GAGAAGGGAGUCAUUCUCCCCCUUCCCAGGCGUGGGGCGGUGCGAGUUGCAGAGGGUGGGAGCGUAUGACGUUUCAUAGCAACAGACUCUCUGGGCAUGUGCAGAGGUCUUCCCAUUGGACCCCUGGUAUCAGUGUCAGGGUGCAAGCCAGGCAUAUAAAGCAGCAGCGAACAGUUUCCUUGGGCAUGUGCAGAGCUUUGCCACCACCAAGUGCUAUCAGUGUCCAAGCAAUUUGCGAUACAAUAGCAGGAGACCCUCUGAGCAUGUGCAGAGUUCUGACCAAUAAAUGAAUGUGGUUGCUACCGGAGACUAAGAUGGAUCAUGCAAAGCCUUUGCAGCUGCAAUCUCCUGCUACCGCCGUACAGAAAAACAUCCACGUCCUGGUGGGGGUAACCGGGAGUGUGGCUGCCUUAAAACUGCCUCUUCUCGUGACAGAGCUUCUGAAAAUCCCUGCAGUGGAAGUGCGGGUGGUGACGACAGAGAGGGCAAAACACUUCUACAACCCCCAGGAGCUUCCGGUGAAGGUGAAUCUCUACGACGAUGCAGAGGAAUGGCAGCUAUGGAAAGGGCGAACGGAUCCCGUUUUGCACAUCGACCUGCGGCGCUGGGCGGACCUUAUGCUGGUGGCGCCUCUGGACGCAAACACCCUGGCCAAGAUGGCGAACGGCAUCUGCGACAAUUUGCUGACCUGCACCGUCCGGGCCUGGGAUCUCAGCAAGCCGCUUCUCUUCUGCCCCGCCAUGAACACGGCUAUGUGGAACCACCCGAUCACAGCUCGGCAGAUCGAGCAGCUGAAGAGCUUCGGCUACACGGAGAUCCCUUGCAUCGUGAAGAAACUCGUUUGUGGCGAUGAAGGAUGGUUGCUGGGUCGCGAAGGUGACGUCAACGGAGCUGAAUCCAGUCAUCGUAAGCUGCUCAGUCUUGAGCAAAUUUGGGACCCUCCUGAAGCCAAGACCAUCAUUGCCUUUUGAUAGCGGGCGCUCCCUGAUGACACACUUGUUCUGUCCCGGAGGCAUUGAACCAGAAUGGCAUUGGGUGCGCGUUAACAAUGGAAAGAAAUGGAGUUGCCGUGCUUCGCUUGUGGACCUUCUGGGGGCAUCUUGGACUCCGCUGGUGUGAAGCGGGAUGCUGGAUUCAGUGGCUUGCUGGUCUGAUCCGGCGUGGCUGUUCUGGACAUGCUUUGCAGGUAAAACGGUGGAGCAGAGGAACAAACGCCAUGCCCUGUGCCCCUUGCAGGGAGAAAUGUCAUCAGAGGAAGUUCAUUGGGACUCUUUAGUUUGGAGAGGAGGCGUCUGAGGGGGGAUAGGAUUGAAGUCUAUAAAAUUAUGCAUGG
Sphaerodactylus townsendi is the source of this 1333-nucleotide messenger RNA. RefSeq names its product phosphopantothenoylcysteine decarboxylase (gene PPCDC). The record is from RefSeq and is a predicted model, not a curated record. Gene Ontology annotation, biological process: coenzyme A biosynthetic process. NCBI's taxonomy places the organism in Eukaryota, Metazoa, Chordata, Lepidosauria, Squamata, Sphaerodactylidae. The transcript is spliced from 7 exons. The coding region runs from base 291 to 971 and encodes 226 amino acids. Gene Ontology annotation, molecular function: FMN binding; phosphopantothenoylcysteine decarboxylase activity. Gene Ontology annotation, cellular component: phosphopantothenoylcysteine decarboxylase complex.